GUUGUAGAGCAGUAGGAUCUCACUGCGCUUCUUCACAGAAAAUAGAAAGCAAGGCUUUUGAAUUUACUUUUUUUACCUAGUAACAGCAAUUACAAAAAUGUUAAAACAGAUGGGAAGAACAAGCCAAGCUGUGCUAUUAAUUUUGUGUGUGUUAAUGACUGUUAAAGCUUUUGAAAUGGAGAUUAUACCUGCUAACAGAAUUGUUGCACAGAUUGGAGAAACACUCAUACUCACAUGCAAUACUACUGGCUGUGCAUCACCAAGUUUUUCCUGGAGAACCCAGAUGGACAACCCCCUUGGAGGAACAGUGAACAACCAUAGGACAUACUCUACCUUGACUAUGAAUCCAGUUAGCAUUGUGAAUUCUCAUGAUUAUCUGUGUACUGUCUUGUGUGGUGAGAAAGAGAAAAAAGAGAAGAGUAUCAAAGUUGAACUUUAUUCUUUCCCCAGUGAUCCUAUCAUUGAGAUCAGCCCAUCCUUAGUUGCUGGAGAACCAAUCACUGUCAUCUGUAAAAUUCCUGAUGUGUAUCCUUCUGAUCACCUGGAAGUACUCUUAAAGAAAGAAGAACAUGUUCUUCAUGAGGAGAAUUUUUAUGAAGAUGACAGCACAAAUACAGAGACCAAAACUGUGACAUAUUCAUUUAAUCCCACGGCUGAAGAUAUUGGGAAAGAGAUUACCUGUGUGGCCAAGUUACCAAUUGCUAAUAUGGACUUUGAACCCAAAGAAAGAGUAACUUCUCAGAAGCUGAAUGCAAACUUUGGUCCACAAAAUACUAUCAUUACUGCAUCUCCAGGCAACUCGCCAAUGGAAGGAGACCCUCUAAAACUCACUUGUGUGACUGAGAGUAAUCCACCACCACAAAUAGUUUGGAGAAAACAACUGGCUGAUGAAAGUGUUCAGCAUCUGAUGGAAAACAAUGUCCUUUCUAUUCCCUAUGCCCGUUUCACUGAUUCGGGACUGUACAUCUGUGAAGUAAUUAAUCUGGUAACUAACAAAACAGAGAAAGCAACUAUGGACAUUGUUAUACAAGGUGCUCCAAACAUUGCGGAACUCUCCAUUAAGCCUUCUACAACAGUUCAAGAAGGAGAAAAUGUUUCCAUACAAUGUUCUGCUGAGAGUAACCCUCCUCCUAAGAUUAUUUUAAGGAGAAAAUCUGACAGUGCAGACAUGGGGCCUUACAGCGAGGGGAGAAUUCUCCUUCUUCCAUCUGUGACAUUCCUAAAUGGAGGAGACUAUGAAUGUGUAGCAGAAAAUAAAUUUGGGAAAAGUAAAAGUGAAAUAACACUUAAUGUGGAAUAUGGACCAAAAAGUACAAUGAUCUCUGUUAUCCCUGCUGCUGCUGUUAAAGAAGGAGAAACUGUGACAAUGAAAUGUACUAGUUCUGGUAAUCCAGCUCCAGUGAUCUCUUGGAAGAAAAAGAAGGCCACUGGGGAGUGUGAGAAAAUUUUUAAAGAUGCGACUUUAACUAUACAGAACAUAAAAAGUCAAGAUGUGGGGCUUUAUGAAUGUGAAGCUUAUAACCAAUUUGGCAAAGAAGAAAAAGGUGUGAAAUUACUUGUUCAAGUUGCACCAAAAAAUACACUUUCAGUUUUUCCUUCAAGUGCAGUGAUACAAGGAGAAAGCGUUACCAUCUCUUGUGAUGGGAUCACAACCCUUGAAACAGUAGAUGGCAAAUAUACCAUAGACAGGGCUCAGCUAAAGGAUGCAGGAACAUAUGAAUGCAUAUUUAAUGAACUGGGAGAGCAGUCUCAGCACGUAGUACUUCAUGUCAAAGUAUAUCCAUCAGAAAAUGUUAAAGAAGGAGAAAAUGUCACUAUUACAUGUAGCACAUACAGUAACCCACCAUCACAGAUGGUCCUGAAAAAAGUCCAUCAGGAGAAAGAAAUUAUUCUGCCAUCAGUGAAUGGAACCUUUAUACUCUACAAUGUCACCAAAAAUGAUACAGGCAGAUAUUUGCUUGAUGUUUUCAAUGAGGUUGGAAACAACAUCAAAGUGAUUGAGAUAGCUGUUGUAGGAAGAUUGGAAAAACCAGAUCAAAUGAUACCAUUGAUUAUUGCAUUCUCCUGUGUAACAGCAAUAGUAGUACCUGUAGUUGCAAUUUUGAUCUACGUGUCAAGAAAAGCAAAGAUAAAUGGAUCCUACAGUCUUGUAAAAGCACUCAGGCUGAAAGUGUGAUCGCAUGAAUAUAAGUCUAAGUUCAUAAUAAGCAAUGUUAUUUAUUGUUGUGACUGGUUCUACUCUUCUAUAGCAUAUGGUAACAAACAAGUGACUUAAGAAC
Messenger RNA from Fulmarus glacialis (Northern fulmar), 2279 nucleotides. RefSeq names its product vascular cell adhesion protein 1-like. Gene Ontology annotation, cellular component: membrane. Gene Ontology annotation, biological process: cell-cell adhesion. The record is from RefSeq and is a predicted model, not a curated record. Lineage: Eukaryota; Metazoa; Chordata; Aves; Procellariiformes; Procellariidae.